Otolemur garnettii (small-eared galago) is the source of this 1721-nucleotide messenger RNA. It is a transcript of the gene P3H4, whose product is annotated as prolyl 3-hydroxylase family member 4 (non-enzymatic). The transcript has 9 exons. The record is from RefSeq and is a predicted model, not a curated record. Gene Ontology annotation, molecular function: protein binding; collagen binding. Gene Ontology annotation, biological process: peptidyl-lysine hydroxylation; collagen fibril organization. NCBI's taxonomy places the organism in Eukaryota, Metazoa, Chordata, Mammalia, Primates, Galagidae. Gene Ontology annotation, cellular component: endoplasmic reticulum. Bases 59 to 1354 code for a protein of 431 amino acids.
CCCGCCAGCCCGCAGGGCCGCCCCUUAGCUUGGGAGAGCCGGCCGGCGCGGCGGGGGCAUGGGUCGGGCGGCGUGGGGGCUGUUGUGGCUGCUGCUGGGCAGCGCCGGGGCGCAGUACGAAAAGUACAGCUUCCGGGGCUUCCCGCCGGAGGACCUGAUGCCACUGGCCGCGGCCUACGGGCACGCGCUGGAGCUGUACGAGGGUGAGAGCUGGCGCGAGAGCGCACGCUACCUCGAGGCGGCGCUGCGGCUGCACCGUCUGCUGCGCGACAGCGAGGCCUUCUGCCACGCCAACUGCAGCGGCCCCGCGCCGCCCGCCGCGUCCUCCCCCGGGUCCGCGUCGGGCCCCGACGGCGGCCUCGGCGACGAGUGGGCCCGCGAGCUGUGGUUCUUCGGCCACGUCCUAGAGCGCGCUGCCUGCCUGCGGCGCUGCAAGCGCUCGCUGCCCGCCUUCCAGGUGCCCUACCCGCCGCGUCAGCUGCUGCGCGACUUCCAGAGUCGCCUGCCCUACCAGUACCUGCACUAUGCGCUGUUCAAGGCUAAUCGGCUGGAAAAGGCGGUGGCCGCAGCCUACACCUUCCUCCAGAGGAACCCGAAGCAAGAGCUGACCGCCAAGUAUCUCAGCUACUACCGGGGGAUGCUGGACGUCGCCGACGAGUCCCUCACGGACCUAGAGGCCCAGCCCUACGAGGCUGUGUUCCUCCGGGCUGUCAAGCUCUACAACAGCGGGGAUUUCCGAAGCAGCACUGAGGACAUGGAGCGGGCCCUAGCCGAAUACUUGGCCGUCUUUGCCCGGUGUCUGGCCGGCUGUGAAGGGGCCCAAGAGCAGGUGGACUUCAAGGACUUCUACCCAGCCAUAGCAGACAGUGGGGAGGAAGGGCCCAACGUGGGUGGCUACUUCGUGGACAAGUUUGUGGCCACCAUGUACCACUACCUACAGUUUGCCUACUACAAAUUGAAUGAUGUGCGCCAGGCUGCCCGCAGUGCUGCCAGCUACAUGCUCUUUGACCCCGAGGACAGCGUCAUGCAGCAGAACCUGGUGUAUUACCGCUUCCACCGUGCUCGCUGGGGACUAGAAGAGGAGGAUUUCCAGCCCCGGGAGGAGGCCACACUCUACCACAAUCAGACCUCUGAGCUACGGGAACUGCUGGAGUUCACUCGCAUGUACCUGCAAUCAGACGAUGAGAUGGAGCUGGAGGAAACAGAGCUGCCCACACGGCCUGAGGAUGCGCCAUCCGACACAGAGUUUGAGGGAGAAGGUGACUAUGAAGAGGGCUUCUAUGCUGACUGGUGGCAGGAGCUGGAUGCCAAGGGUGACGAAGCUGAAGCUGAGCCAGAGCCUGAACUACCAUGAGAUGGGGCACCCCACACCCCUCAGACGCUUGGGAACACUGGGCACAAUGGCACCACGCCCACCAGCCUGGGCAGCAACAGGAACUAUUUAUUAAAACUUUAAAUGGAUGGACAUAGCCGACUGGGCCCUCAUCCUGCCCCACCCAUGAGCAGUGCUCCAUCCUGUCUCUUGUAUGUCUCUGGACCACAGAGUGGCUGGUGGGCUAAUGGGAGGGGUCUAUCCUCCUCCCUGCUGCUCCCCCCACCUGGAGAAGGAGGUUCCAGCUCCUGGCUUGAGUCUCAAACUGAAUUGCAGAGGGUCAGCCAAGAUUGUAAAGAGCACUGGACCAGGAGUCCAGCAGUUCCAGCACCCUGACAGCAGGUGCUUA